AUGGGUCUUCUAAAACUCUUGCUCAAAGCAAUCCUCAUCCCAAUCGUUGUCAUCAUUGUCAUUGCUGUCGUUAUUAUCCUUCUCAUCAAGAUGCGCCGUGAUCGCAAGAAGAAAGAAAAAGAACUGGAGAAAUCCUUCCAACCACCCCCUGUACAGCAAUGGGUGCCGUACACCCCGGUCCAGCAACCUGCCCCGGCAUAUGCCAAAACACCGGGGGUGAUGGAGCAGGGGAUUGGACAUGGACAAGCUUGA
Molecule: messenger RNA, 252 nt
Organism: Penicillium psychrosexuale
Lineage: Eukaryota; Fungi; Ascomycota; Eurotiomycetes; Eurotiales; Aspergillaceae
Exons: 1
Coding region: 1-252 (83 amino acids)
Source: RefSeq, a predicted model, not a curated record